AUAUGGGUCUUAGCAGAUAUAUAAAAACAACAAAGCGGAAGUAGAGCACGACGCUUCCACCUGCGGUCUCGCGCUCGAAGCUUUGCCGCUAUAUAAAGAUGAUGAGAUGAUGAACACACCGCUUCCUGCUUUUCCGCGGCAGUGAUGAUGGGGUGGAUGGGCGGCGCGGUGGACCGGAGAAGUGCGUGUUGUGCGUUCGCGUUCACGCAGCCUUUCAUUCUCAGGGGAGCGUUUGGGAGUUUGGCAUUCUAGCGUUCUCCUGUUCUCCUGUUCUCCUCUUAAUGGCGACCGAUCAGUGGCGUUCUGGCGAUGGCAUGUGAGCAUUGAUGGGCGCACUGCAUGUGGCACCUGCCAUUCAGUCACUGGGGUCUUGGGAAGAAUACUGAACUGAAGACACAUCUGCAUUCUUGGUAGCUAUUUCUGUUCAUUAUGUCUACUAAAAAGGCGCCCAUGUCGGAUAAUGAGGUUAAAAACGGAACGUCGAGAAACAUGCUGGAAAGAUGCGCCUCAGUUAAUGAAUAUUUUGACAUUUCCUUCAAGGUGAUGCUGCUAGGAGACUCGGCUGUUGGGAAGACUUGCGUCCUGGUGCGUUUUAAAGAUGGUGCCUUUCUGGGAGGCAACUUCAUUGCCACCGUUGGAAUAGACUUUAGGAACAAGGUGGUAACGGUGGAUAACAUGAAAGUCAAGCUCCAGAUUUGGGACACAGCAGGACAAGAAAGGUUCCGCAGUGUCACUCAUGCCUACUAUCGAGAUGCACAGGCUCUCCUACUUCUGUAUGACAUUACAAGAAAAUCAUCUUUUGACAAUAUCAGGGCCUGGCUGACUGAAAUUCAUGAGUAUGCACAGAAGGAUGUGGUCAUCAUGUUGCUUGGCAACAAGUCAGACAUGGCAGCUGAACGAGUCAUUAAGCCUGAGGAGGGACAGAAGCUGGCCAAGGAGUAUGGAGUUCCUUUCAUGGAGACGAGUGCCAAGACAGGUGUUAAUGUGGAGCUUGCAUUCCUCGCCAUAGCAAGAGAGCUGAAGCACAGAGCAGCCCAACAGCCUCAUGAGCCGAAGUUCCAGAUCCAUGAUUACAUCGAGUCCCAGAAACAGAAGUCCAACUGUUGUGGUGCACUCAUGUGACAACUUCACCUACUCGUAACAGAGCGAGGAAGGAAGAGACGAACCAAUAAGGAAGAAAGGGGCAACAAUAGAUCCAUGAGGAAAAACAGUGAUGGCAAGCGAUAAUGGUGUGAAGAGACAUAGUGUGUGAGAGAAAUACUUAUUUGGAUGUGUGUGGCAUUAAAGCCCUCUUGCUUUUACCAUCAGGUGUAGACUUUGUCUGUCUUUGUUCUCUGGCUGUAAUUAAAGAUAAUGGAGCUUCGUGUGCUGAGAUAGACGGCAGCCAUAUGUGGCUCCUCCAAGAGCUCGUCUCGCUGUUUUUUUUUUUUUUAUUAUUAAAUGAAGCAACCCGAAUCCCUUGUUAAAUCUAUUGCUCAUUUUAGUUCACAUGUGAGGACAGUAUUUUUCUCUCAUAAUCAUGAUCUCUCUUAAUUUCAGUACUAACGUUUGUAUAAAUGUCAGAACUAUAGCUCUAAGCACAUUUACAAAAUUGGACCACAAACAUAGAAAAAUAUUCUAAGCCAUAUUUUUGUGUUAAUGAAUUUGUAUAUAGAAAUGUGUGGUUUUGGACUUAAAUGCUCAUGAUACCUUGUUUUGUGUUUGGUGUAUUGUGGGCCCCAGAGUGAAAAGUGUUUUUCUGAUACUUAAUUCAAAAAGCAAAUCAAUGGACUUUCAUACCACCUUUACACUUGGCAUCUAUUUGUGACUUUUUUUUUUUUUCCCACAAGAAUUCCCACAAAGCAGGCCGUUUGGUCAUGUUUUCAUGAUUGUAACAUGCAGUUCACAUCUGUAUAAACAUCUCGUUUGUAUAUCAGAUUUGUGAGGUAUUUAAAUGAUCAACUCUUGCUGUUGAAUUGCGUUGUGGAAACUAGAAUUGGUAAUUCAUUAUUGCUACUAGUCUUAUUUAGUUGUUACUUGUAACUCAGUGACUUUGUUUCUAAGAUCACAAAGUGCCAAGACAAAGUGCUCUGUAUAGAUACUGUAUAAAUCUCUAUUUUGUAAUGUAGAGUGUUGUUGCAAUGUGUUUCUUAAGUUAUGUAAGUCAGUUUACAGAAGUGGUUCUGUUAGGGGCUGGACGAAAGUCUUCUAUACCCAUAAAGUUUAUUUACUUUUG
Molecule: messenger RNA, 2215 nt
Organism: Pangasianodon hypophthalmus (striped catfish)
Lineage: Eukaryota; Metazoa; Chordata; Actinopteri; Siluriformes; Pangasiidae
Product: ras-related protein Rab-37
Exons: 10
Coding region: 430-1122 (230 amino acids)
Cellular component (GO): Golgi apparatus; endosome
Molecular function (GO): GTP binding; GTPase activity
Source: RefSeq, a predicted model, not a curated record